Molecule: messenger RNA, 3813 nt
Organism: Suncus etruscus (white-toothed pygmy shrew)
Lineage: Eukaryota; Metazoa; Chordata; Mammalia; Eulipotyphla; Soricidae
Gene: CTC1
Product: CST telomere replication complex component 1
Exons: 23
Coding region: 1-3786 (1261 amino acids)
Biological process (GO): positive regulation of DNA replication; telomere maintenance via telomere lengthening
Cellular component (GO): CST complex
Molecular function (GO): telomeric repeat DNA binding; single-stranded DNA binding
Source: RefSeq, a predicted model, not a curated record
AUGGCGGCGCGCUGCUACACGUCAUCAUCGCGCGCCGCUUUUGCGCAUGCGCAGAGCGAGCGCCUGGCGCAUGCGCAGAGUGGGGCCCCGCCCACUCCUGGCAACCUUCGGUCUAGAUGCCCCAACCGGAAGUUCUCCUCAGAGCGCGCCUUUCUCUGCCUGAGGCGAGCCAUGGCCGCAGGCCUGCCACCAGCUCUUGGCUCUGAGCAAGCCUGGCUUGAGUCUGCCCAGGCCUUCAUCCAAAAGUCCCUAUGUCCAGCUGAUGAGGAGCCUAAUGUCCAGCUGAAUCAGUCAGUAAUUGAAUGUGUGAAGACUCUCUGGAUGACUCAGGGAAGGAGCCAGGGCUUGACACUGCCUCUCAGCUACAGCUUUGUCUCAGUUCAGGACCUCAAGACCUACCAGCGCCUUCCAUGCUGCAGUCAUCUGACCUGGAGCAGUCGUGCUUACCAAACUUGGGCUCAACAGUCUGGACCGAGCAGGGCUGCCCUGCCCCGGGAACGACUGUUACUUUUAGGAAAGUUGACAGAUUUCUCAGGAGACUUAGAGCAGGAGAGCAGGAAUGGGAGCCUCUAUGUGAGAGAUAACACCGGUUUCCUGGGCUGUGAGCUCAUAGAUUUGGAUCUCUCUUGGUUGGGUCAUCUCUGCGUGUUUCCCAGCUGGAGUUACCUGCCUCCUGCCAAGUGGAAUUUCUCCGGGGAAGGGCACUUGGAGCUCUGGAGUGCCCCCGUCCCAGUAUUUCCCUUGCCCGUCAGUCCUGACAUUCUUACCCCGCUCCCUGUUCUCUACCCAGAGACAGCUUCCCGCUUACUCAGAAGCAAGCUUCAAGUUGAACAGAGAAACUUGGCUGGGACACUGGUUCGAUUGAGUGCAAUUGUGAGAAGUCAAAAGAAAACUUACUUUGUCCUGUCUCUCGGAUCAGCCUCAACUGGUAGCCGUGUCUCCAUCAUUGUGCAGGUCCCUGCCCAACUGGUGUGGCACAAAGCCCUUUGGCCUGGGAGGUCCUAUGUACUGACAGAGCUGCGGGUAUCCAAGAUUCAUGGUUUCCGUCAUCGCGUUUGGACGACCAGUACUUCUUCUGAUCUGUUGCCACUUAAAGUGGAGUGUGUCAAGAAGUUGGACCUGGAGCUGGAGGAACCCCUCUUGGAAGCUGACACUGAGUCACUUCCUGCGCUCAAAACCUCCCAAGACUGUAAGGAGCCAAAAGAUCUUAGCCGGGAAUCCAGACUCUUAUCCUACCAGGGCAUAGUUACAGAUGUGUUGUAUGAACCUGCUGGGCUCUAUGAACUGGAUGGGCAGCUGAAGCUCUGUCUUGCCUAUCAGCAAUCCCAUCGUCUCAGGCGGGUGUUGCGACCAGGAGUUUCUUUGGAGCUCCAGGAUGUUCAUCUCCUGCAAUCUCUAGGUGGAGGGACAACAGGGCCCGUGCUAGCCUCCUGCCUUCGUGGUGCCAUUCUUCUGCGGGGCUUCUCCCAUCGAAAGCCAGAGAUUCAGUCUUCCUACCAAGCCUAUGGGUCUUCUCUGUAUAAACAGCUGUUGUGGGAACGGCAGUUAGGACUUCCCCUCUACCUGUGGGCUGUCACGGCUCUCAAGGAGCUGACUUGCAAGUUUUGUCCCCAUGUGCUGAGAUACAGGCAGUUCCUGCAGUCUUCCUCUCCCGGGAACCCCAGCCUGGGGCUACAGCUAUUAGCUCCUAGUCUGGAUGUUCUAGCACCUCUCUGCAGCCCCAGUUGGAAACCGCACAACGAAAUCCUUGAAGAGCCUCAUCGUUGUCUACUCCAAAAGUACACCCCGCUGCAGACUCCCUGCUCAUUCCCUACUCUGGCCUCUGUGAAUGAGAAGGGGCAGCACAGGGCUUGGGACUCCUUCGACCCCAAGACCCUUCUGCACUUCCCAGAGGCUUCUCAUCUGACCAGUCAGGAACUCAAUCAGCACCUGUCCUGGUCCUGGCUCUCUCUGCUGCCCUCUGCCUUCCACCCAAGACCGGUUUUACUUGGAGUUCUGGUGGCUUCAUCUCGUACAGGGAGCCUGCAACUUCGGGACCAAAGCAGUUCUCUGCCCUGUCUGAUCCUGGCCAAGAACUCUCAACCACUCUGUGAUCCCCAGCUCAUAGGCUCCCUGGUCAGAGUAGAGAAGUUCCAGUUGAUUGUGGAGAGGACUGUCAGAAGCAACUUCCCCUCCUGGAAAGAGCUAAGCAUGACAGGCUACAUUCAGAAACAGCAGGCCAGAGUCUAUGUUCAGUUCUUUCUGGCUAAUGCCCUGAUCCUGCCUGUGCCUAGACUUCACCAUCACUCAACUUCCUCCUCAACACCUUCGCAAACAGAGCCCACGCUCCUCAUAGCCCAGAGUCGGUUGUUCUUGCUGACCGACAAGGAUGCACUAAUGAAGAGGAAUAUCUGUGUUCCCACGGGAGCCCAUCCAAAUUUGCCCAAGCCCUCUCUCAGUUUCUGUGUUUUGGGGCGCUGGCUGGGAUACACCCAGAAGAAGGUGGGAACUGAAUGGGAUCCACCUGAGCACACGGGAGAUGAGGACACAGAUCAGAAGAUCAGCCUCCUCUUCCCUGGCUCCUCUGUCCGCUGGUUUGAGUUCUUGCAUCCAGGUCAAGUGUACCGACUUGUAACUCCUGGCCCUCCCACAGCACGGGUGUUUGAGGAAUGUGGUUCAUCCUGCAAAUCACACCUGCUGCAGAUGGCUGGCUGUGAGUCCUGCCUCACUGUCCAGGAUAAUUGGACGCUAGAACUUGAGAGCUCUCGGGACAUCCCCAGUGUCCUGAGUGUCCACAGGGCUGAAACCUCUGUGCCCGAUCUGCUCAGUGACAACUUCAUCGAUUCUUUGGUGUCUUUCUCAGCGGAGAUUUUGUCACGGGUGCUUUCGGCCUCUCUGCAGAUGAAGUCUGGGAGUGCUGGGGCUGACAGAAGGUGUGUGAUACUAACUGUAGCUCUGAAGACUGCUGACUAUAAAUUUGCUCCUCAUUUGAAAAUCUACAUAGAUGACCCCCACCUGCCUCCCCCACUAGGACUCCUCCCAGGAGCCCAAGUUUACUUCAGCAAACUGGAGAAAAAGAUUUCCAGGUCGAACAAUGUUUAUUGUCGUUUUCGGUCAUCUACUUACGUGAGGGUCCUGAGUUUUCCCCAAGAAACCACAAUAAGGACUUCCCUGCCCCACGUCUACCUGGCUGAACUUCUUCAGGGUGACCAGAUCCCAUUGCAGGCCACUGCCUCCUGCCAUAUUGUCUCCGUUUUCAGCCUUCAGCUCCGGUGGGUGUGUGCUCAUUGUACCAGCCUCUGUCUUCAGGGAAGGUGUACUCGUCAGGACUCUACUUGCUCUACGCAGACAUCUGUAAGCCAGGCUAGUAUCAGGUUUCUAGUAGAGGAUGGGACCGCUGAAGCUGUGGUGACCUGUAAAAAUCAUCAUGUGGCCGCAGCACUCGGGCUGUGUCCUCCUGAGUGGAACUCCCUCCUAGAGUUGGUUCGAGGGCCAGGAAGAGUGGCCUUGCAGUUCACGUGUCCUGGAGCCCAAUUGGAGUCCUCAUCAAAUGCUAAUGAGCCCAUGACCCAGUUCCUCCGGACGCUUUGUACCAGCAUUUCCGUCCUCCGCCCUAUUAAGCUGACUUUUGAACUUGAGAGAAAACCCUCCAAAAUCAGUCCAUUAGAAGAUCCUCGGCUACAGCGAUUCCAGUGUGGAGACCGCCCCUUCCAGACAAAUGUAUAUCCAAAGAUCCAGUUGUCUUGCCUUUCUAUCCAGGAACCCACACACCCAAGAUCUGCAGGAGCUUUUGCUUCUUCCUGCUGACCUGAGCUGUAACAAUGACCUGACUGA